AUGAAGUCAUCACCUUUCCAGAAUCGAUUGAUUCAAAUGCCGAAGAGAUUUGUCAUCAAUCUUUCAAUCGGAUUGCUCGUUGUAUUCGGAUUACUUUUCGCCUAUAAAAGCUCGUCAAGUUUCACUGGGAUUCAACAAAAUGAUCCUGCUAAGCUUGGAUUCUUAUUUCAGACAGAUAAACAGAAUACAACACGAGAAAUCUCAUUUCUCACAUAUGAGAAGCGCUUCUGUCCGAGUGUUCAACAAUGUGAGCUACUGAAACCACUAUGGAAUGGGCCGAGUAGACAAGUGAUGGUCCCAAAGUACGGCCUCACCACGUGCAUUAUCCCCAAGAAUUUCUCCACCGUUUUCACUUCGAUUCUUUGCUAUAUCUUUGACGCAAUCGCCUACAAAAAGGAAGUAAAAGACAUGAUGAAAGACACGUUUUUUGUUAGACGUUGCCAAAAGUACAACGAGAUUUUUACAUGGACGGCUAGGAAGAAUUUUCAAUCAGCAAGGGGUGGAAAAUGGAGAAAUUAUAUGAUCAUCCGGGAGCCGGUGGAGCGCUUCAUUUCGGGUUUUGUCGACAAAUGUAUCUUAGCAAAAACCCACCCAGAAGCUCAUUUCAACACGAGGGUCGACCCGUGUUAUGGAUGUGAAGAGAAUAUGACAUGUUUCAUUCAAAAUCAAUACGAAAGUCUGCAAGCGAUCUCAAACGGGAAAAAGGAUGUUCAUCAAGUCGAGAAUGCGCAUUUCUCCCCGCAAACUUGGCAUUGUCAAAUGAAAGAGCACUUCACCGACUACCAUUUCAUCAAGUACACUCCAUCAAAAAUCGCCGUAUUUCUCGACGAGCUCUUGGCGGAAUUCGAAUUCUUUGGCGUUCCAAAAAAUGUUACUGAUGAUAUCAGGGAACAGGUGGUUGGCCGUGCGACGUUUCACGCGACUUCUGGAACAAAUUAUCCAAAAAGAUACCGAAAUGAAAUCGAGAAUAGCCAAUAUUUGAAAGAGAUGCUCAUCAAGAUGUAUUAUUACGAUUUUUUGUAUUUAGAUUUCGAGUUACCGCUGUUA
This is a messenger RNA of Mesorhabditis belari, 1047 nucleotides long. The record is from the annotation of a GenBank genome assembly. NCBI's taxonomy places the organism in Eukaryota, Metazoa, Nematoda, Chromadorea, Rhabditida, Rhabditidae.